This is a messenger RNA of Caretta caretta (loggerhead turtle), 2189 nucleotides long. RefSeq names its product G protein nucleolar 3 (gene GNL3). Gene Ontology annotation, cellular component: nucleolus. Gene Ontology annotation, molecular function: GTP binding. The record is from RefSeq and is a predicted model, not a curated record. NCBI's taxonomy places the organism in Eukaryota, Metazoa, Chordata, Testudines, Cheloniidae.
CCACCGCUGCUGCUGUUCCGGCCGCUCCUCCUCACUGCCGAGUCUGCCGCUGCUGCAAAGCCCGCCCAGCCGCCAAGCGAGCCCGCCAGCGCGACACAGCCCAAGCCGCGGGACCGGCCUGCUUUACGGCAGCGCCUCUUCACGGGACCGGCCUUCCCCAGUCGCCGCAGCGGCCUCCACGUGGGGAGAGCGGGCCCGGAGCAGCCGCCGCCGCCAUGAGGAGGCCCAAGUUGAAGAAGGCUAGUAAGCGCAUGACCUGCCAUAAACGAUAUAAAAUCCAGAAAAAGGUUCGGGAGCACAGCAGAAAACUCAGGAAAGAGGCCAAGAAACGUGGGCACAAAAAGCCCAAGAAAGAUCCAGGAAUUCCCAAUGCUGCACCUUUUAAGGAAGAGGUUCUUCGUGAAGCUGAGCAAAGGAAGCAAAGGCUUGAAGAACUAAAACAAAAGCAGAAACUUGCUAGGCAGAAAGACCUUGAAAAGAAAAGAAAGCUACAAGCUAAAAAGAAUGCUACCAAAGCAAAUAAACAUCCAGAGGAAAAGGAAUCAACCACGAAACCAAAAGCAAAAUCUAACAGUCUGCUGGAUAAAAAUUCAAAUAAAUCAUUUUGCAGAGAACUUAAAAAGGUGAUUGAGGCUUCAGAUAUAGUCCUGCAGGUCUUAGAUGCCAGAGAUCCCCUGGGCUGUCGGUGCUCCCAGGUGGAGCAAAUCAUUACUCAGUCUGGAGGAAACAAAAAGCUAUUAUUGGUGUUAAACAAAAUCGAUCUGGUACCAAGGGAGAACUUGGAGAAAUGGUUACAUUAUUUGAAGAAUGAGUUUCCAACGGUUGCUUUUAAAUCCUCAAUGCAGCUGAAGGACAGAAGCGUGCAGGAGAAGAAGCUCACAAAGAAAAGAGCUCGCAUUGACUUGUCAAGAGGCAGCAUGUGUUUUGGAAGUGAGUGUCUUUUGAAGCUUCUUCGAGAUCACUGCAGGACUCAAGACACAGCCAUUCAAGUUGGGGUGAUAGGCUUCCCUAAUGUGGGGAAGAGCAGUAUAAUCAAUAGUCUGAAGGAGAUGCGUGCCUGUAAUGUGGGGCCAGUUAGAGGCGUUACCAAGUGCAUGCAGACAGUCCAUAUUGACAAACAAAUCAAGAUGAUAGACAGCCCAAGCAUCAUUGCAGCUCCGUCCAACUCUGCUCUUGCUCUGGCUUUGAGGAGCACCACAGAUACUGAAGAAUCAGGAAAAUUAUUAGAUGCAGUAAAUGCUAUUUUGAAGCACUGCAGUAAACAGCAAAUGAUGCUGUACUACAACAUCCCAGACUUCAGAAACUCUGUGGAGUUUUUAACUUUACUUGCACAGAAAAGGGGAAUGCUGAAAAAGGGAGGUAUCCCUGACACAGAGAGUGCAGCUAAAUUACUACUUUAUGACUGGACAGGCGCCAAAAUUAGUUACCAUUCAUUGCUUCCUGCAUCACGGAGUCUGUCACCACACCUCACCAAGGAGGUGGUAGCGGAAAUGCAGCAGGGUUUUAACUUAGAGGAGCUGGCAAAGGAUAAUAUGAACACUAUUAAAGCUGUAAAAUAUCCCAAUCUGGCAAGCAGUAUUGUUUUCCAGUCUUCUGGCUUGACAAAUGGGACAAUAGAAGAGAAUGAACUAACUGAGGGAAUAUCAGAACUGGAGAACAUAGAAACAAGUGAAGAAGGGGAGGAAUUAACUGAAGAUGACCAGGACACCGAUGAGGAAGAGGAACUCAUUGAAGAGGAAAGCGACGUUCAGACAAGCAGCAAAACAAACCCUGCAAAACUGAGUGUGGAAGAUGAAAGCUUAGAAAAGCAACCAGCAGGUGAACAGUCCCCUACUUUAUCAUUCAACUUGGAUAAGACAGCUGAUCAGGAUGAUGCUUAUGAUUUUAAUACAGAUUAUGUGUAAAGACAGAAAAAAUGCACUCAAAGGCCUAAUUUUGAGAAGGGCAUUGCCAACUUUCUAAGUAGCUAUAAAACACUCUCUAUGUUGACCUCUUUCAGUCCUUUGGACCUUACUUGCAAGAGGCUGCUGCAAAGACCCAAUAUCUCUGAUGUGAAAUAUUAUAUAGAAUACAACGUAACAUUGUUUGAAAAUCAUGUGUUUCUAGAACUGUGUAUACUUCAGCUUUGUAAAUUUUGUAGUUCUCUAAACUUCUGUAAAAAGAUUUUAUUAAAUGAAUCUUAAGGACGA